Messenger RNA from Hippocampus zosterae (dwarf seahorse), 1927 nucleotides. RefSeq names its product basement membrane-specific heparan sulfate proteoglycan core protein-like. Gene Ontology annotation, molecular function: cell-cell adhesion mediator activity. The record is from RefSeq and is a predicted model, not a curated record. The transcript is spliced from 8 exons. Lineage: Eukaryota; Metazoa; Chordata; Actinopteri; Syngnathiformes; Syngnathidae. Bases 100 to 1242 code for a protein of 380 amino acids. Gene Ontology annotation, biological process: dendrite self-avoidance; homophilic cell-cell adhesion; axon guidance. Gene Ontology annotation, cellular component: plasma membrane; axon.
GUUGAGUGCAAAGUGAGGGGUGAAAGGUUGACCGCGACUGGAAUAGAAAAAGACGGCCAGACAGCACAGAAAGUGAUUGAACUCUUUUCUCUCCACAUCAUGGACUCAUUGUCCUGUGCUCUGCUCCUCUUCUCUCUGCUAUGUUCAGCCACUGGUCAAAGUCCUGUGGUCUCAGUGGAGCCCCAGACUACUACCGUGCGGGAAGGGGAGUCGGUCAGCCUCAGGUGCCAAGUGGGGAGCGGUGCUCAUGCCACCCAGCUGCAGUGGAGGAGAGCCAAUAAUCAAGCCUUAGCAGACAAUGUUAAGAUUGGCCCCAAUGGUGUGGUGCUGACGAUUGCUAAUGCUCGACCUAAUAACCAGGGCGAGUACCAAUGUGUGGCAUCCAGCUCGGCAGGCUCCACCGUUGCUUCAGCUCAGAUCAACAUCAAAUAUCCUCCCAAAGUGCGCCUGUCACCAACUGGGCCCCUGAGGGUCAAAAUUGGCGACCGGGUAUCAGUGCAGUGUCGGGCAACAGGCAGGCCACGGCCUAAGAUGAGCUGGAGACGCCAGGGCUCCUCUCUGCAGCUGCUUUCUGAGGAGAUAGAUGGUGUCAACACCAUACAAUGGCGUAUAGUGCGUCCAGAGGAUGCAGGAGUGUACAUUUGCCAAGCUGAAAACAUCGUGGGUGUGACAGAGGUCAAAGUGGAGGUCAUCUUUGGAGGGGUUCCUGGUGCACCCAUGGCAUCAGUGAGUCAUAAGGAAAUGACAGUUGUGGAGGGUCAUACUGUCACUAUGAGGUGUCAAGCUACUGGUUCUCCUCCUCCUGUCAUCACAUGGUCCAAGCUUAGAGCCCCGUUGCCAUGGAAACAUACUGUAGCCGGCGGUGCCCUGACACUGACCAGUGUGGGGCGACAGGACUCCGGCCAAUACAUCUGUAAUGCCACCAACAUACACGGCUUCAGCGAGGCAUACACGCAGAUGGAGGUGGAGAGCCCUCCUUAUGCCACCUCUUUGCCUGAGCAGGUGAAGCUCCAACCCGGUGAUGCUCUUACUCUGCGCUGUCUGGCCCAUGGCUCCCAUCCCAUUCAGUUCCACUGGAGCCGGGUGGGCAGAGGCAACCUGCCUGCUGGAAGUCACAGCACCAAUGAUGGACAGCUUGUCAUCUCUCAUGUUAAAAGUAGCGACAGCGGAAUAUACAAGUGUGUGGCAACCAACCACAUUGGCUCCAGUGAGGCACUGGCCAAAGUCAAUGUUAAAGCCUAGGCCACUGAAAUGUUUGCAGUGUUCCCCCAAGCCUGAAUUGUGACAGCAAAUGGAAAGUAUCAAGUUGUUCCUGUGCAUAUGAAGCUGAACUCAAACCUUUCAAUUAAUGCAUGUAUUAAAGGAUUAGGGGAUCUAUGGAAAAAUUUGCAUCACUUUUCUGGCUGAGAUGACUAACUCAAUUUUAAUGUUUUCCCCACCCCAGAUUUUUAAUAGUGAUUCCCAAACACGAAUGGAAAAUGUCUCUGUAUCCAAGUAUAAUUUAGUUAAUUUGGUACUCCAUCACCUAGAUGUAAUUUUCCAACCAUAAACAACAAGAAUCUUUGUACAAUUUGAGAACGAACCGAACCAUGAUUCAUAGUGUUUUGUUUUUGUCUUCGGCUAUUAGUAAGCAUUUAUUAUGCAACACACCACAUUUGGUCAAUUUAAAAUGCGUUUAAAGUACAUCCCUCAUUAUGCAGUAGUAAUGUAAGAUACUGAAUUGAAAUAUCUUAUUCAAAAAAUAAAUAAUUAGAUCCUUUCUUACAAUAACGACAAUGCAACAUUUUUGACAGCCUUAAAAGUGUAUGUGCGCGUCAUAAUUACUUUUUACUGAGGGUUUAACUGAUUCCAUUAAACAGACAAAUAAAGUGUAAAGAUGCAAUGUGGUACAGAAAAAUGAAAGUUCCUUGUGUUGUAACACAUUCAA